This is a messenger RNA of Manis pentadactyla (Chinese pangolin), 1347 nucleotides long. It is a transcript of the gene TRAPPC3, whose product is annotated as trafficking protein particle complex subunit 3. Gene Ontology annotation, cellular component: cis-Golgi network membrane; cytosol; TRAPP complex. The record is from RefSeq and is a predicted model, not a curated record. Gene Ontology annotation, biological process: intra-Golgi vesicle-mediated transport; endoplasmic reticulum to Golgi vesicle-mediated transport. Lineage: Eukaryota; Metazoa; Chordata; Mammalia; Pholidota; Manidae. The transcript is spliced from 5 exons. The coding region runs from base 313 to 717 and encodes 134 amino acids.
GACGCCACCCAGCGGCCAGAAGACAGCCCACGGAAAACCCGGCUCUACGAGUCAGGCGCCGCGGAGCACUCUGGGAUUUGUAGUCUGGGUGCACUAAUAGAAGAUUCUGCCAACGGGGCUGUUGGGUGUUGUAGUCCGACGUUUACUGGGUGGGAAUUGCCCUCCUCGGCUGGACCACGAGUCCCAUGGUGCCUCGCGACAGGCCGCGCAGGCGCGAGCUCUGAGCUCUUCACCCUGACCUAUGGGGCUCUGGUCACCCAGCUGUGCAAGGACUAUGAAAAUGAUGAAGAUGUGAAUAAACAGCUGGACAAAAUGGGCUAUAACAUUGGAGUCCGACUGAUUGAAGAUUUCUUGGCAAGGUCAAAUGUCGGGAGGUGCCAUGACUUUCGGGAAACUGCAGAUGUCAUUGCCAAGGUGGCAUUCAAGAUGUACUUGGGCAUCACGCCAAGUAUCACCAAUUGGAGCCCCGCUGGUGACGAGUUCUCCCUCAUUUUGGAAAAUAACCCUUUGGUGGACUUUGUGGAGCUUCCUGAUAACCACUCAUCCCUUAUUUAUUCCAAUCUCUUGUGUGGGGUGUUGCGGGGAGCCUUGGAGAUGGUUCAGAUGGCUGUGGAGGCCAAGUUUGUCCAGGACACCCUGAAAGGAGAUGGUGUGACAGAAAUCCGGAUGAGGUUCAUCAGGCGAAUUGAGGACAAUCUCCCAGCUGGAGAGGAGUGACUGUCUCCGGGACUUGAGGGUAGCCAUCAGGAGCACUUGGUGGCAUCAGAAAGCCCCAGUGUUCCCUCUGCCCUCUAGAACUCAGUGACUCUUUAACAUGGAUGUUAUCUAUUCUUCUAGCCUUGUUUCCAUUCUCCAUGCUAAUAAAGAGCAGACUGUGAUACAGUCCAUUCACCCCAUAAGUGUGCACAUUCAGGAGGGAAAUUCUUCACUCCCUUUCCCUUCAGAGGGGCUGGAUGUAGUCCUUCUUGGCUGGACUCGAAAGAGUUCAACCAUUUUACAUUCCUGUUUGAAUUUUCCAAAGCAAAACUCACUUUGACCCCAUUAAGAAGCAAGCCUAGCCCAACUAUUCCUGGACCUUCAAAAAGCCAUUGGUAAAUGGCAACAGGGAAUCCAGGGUUGUGGGACGUGGGAGGAGAGGCUGGAGGAGGGACUUGCUAGCUGUAGUGUGACACACUCUAAUGCCUGCCAGGGAAGGGGCCAGUCGUGCCGGGAAACACUUCUGGGAAGCCACCCAGGUCUCUCAUUCCUCCCAGCUGUUUGGAGGCAACAUCUCCUCUUUUUACAGAGGGUCCAUCCUUUUUUCUUACAAAUUCUUCAAUAAAGACACAUUCUUGAGUGAAAUCCCAA